CAAUGGUACAAUAGGGAAAUAAAAUGUAAAAUCAUAUAGCAAGUGCCAUGAAGGGUUAUCGGAUUUUGUUAUUUUUUCAUAUUAUUGUCAAAGUUGCAAGUUCCAUAAACGAACCAAGGGUAAACAUCACCGUAGUGCGAGAUGAAACGAUACUUCUUCAAUGCAGAAACAAGUCAGGCAGUGAUGAUGUACAGUGGAUCCGGGUCAACGAAAAUCCUCAAGAUGGUAAUGCCUUCACAACGACAUACGCCAUUGAUAGGAAGAUAAAUCAAAAACUGACUCACCACGACAGAUUGAGUAUCGUUGGAGAAUACACUUUGGAAAUAUCAAAUGUCACAUUUGGAGAUUCGGGUUUAUAUUGCUGCAUAGUUACACGUGCUAACGCAAACCUGUAUUCCUACAUUAAUGUAGAAGUAGAUGAUUUCAAAAGAGCGAGCACAACUAGACGGGCCAUUACUUCAAGCAAUUGCAACAUUGAACAGACCAAGGCGAGCAAUCCUCAAAUAGUCCCAUUAGAUGAAACAUCAACGAAACGAACGGUAACAUAUAUGUUGACUGGUUUUUUCUCUAUGCCGAUAUAUCUUGUAGCAGCGAUUGUUGGUUGCAUUAUUAUCUCUCUUGGUAUCGUAAUGUUUGUUCUGCUCCAAAGGCGGAGACUAAGUAUUUCAGCAGCACACAAUCAUGCAGCCACAACAUCGGGAAUAGAGCCAGUGCAAAAUCCAUCAAUUAACCAAAACUUUCAAAAUACGUCAAACAUUGCGGCUAGCAAUUAUGGGGCUUCCGAUGCUCUUCAUAAUCAAUUAACACUAGCAUCAACAGAACCUACAGGUAUAGAAGGAACUCCAGGUGGAUCCCUGUUUGACAAUGUCGAACCAUCAAGUAAUUCAACAUCUAGUGAACCGAAUGUUGCCGUGUCCGACAGUAAUAUUCAACUCACUGGCGAUUUGGAAAAUGAUCCACGUCAGUAUGAUGAUUGUAUCCCAGAGAGAUACUAUAACACGUUACCUUAUAAAAUUGUUGAUAAUGUUCCACAUAUAUAUGAUGAGUGUGGACCAGCUGAACAAAGUUCAAAUGUAUACGAACCUUUAGUGAAAGAGAAGAAUACUAUGGAACAUGUAUAUCUUUAGACAAUUUAAAACACGAAGUUGUCAAAUUAACACCUUUACAGAAUAAACAAUGGUUAUACCAAGUGAAAAAAUUAUGAAACAUUAUCAUGUUAAUUUUAGAACUUGUAAAUAAUGUAUCUUCCUCAUGCAGAAGAUUGAUUCCUUGUCCAGGUUUAUCAGUUCUUCGUCGUUUAUAUUAGAUUUGGCUUGGAGCAUCACUUAAAGAAACAUAAAUUAUCAAAAUGGGAAUCUGGUGCAGUAGUGCAGUAAAAUUAAUUGGUACCGUUAAUGUUAUUACAUCUUCAAUUAAAUGUGAGAAAAAAACUAACAAUCACCCAUAUAUCUAAGGCAGAAAAACAUGUACUUACAUAGACUUUCAUGAGCAACAUGGAGCAGGAUCUGCUAAUCCUUCCGGACCUCCUGAGAUCACCCCGACUUUUGGUGGGGUUCGUGUUGCUCAUUCUUUAGUUUUAUAUGUUGUGUUUUGUAUACAGUUACUGUUAUUUGUCUUUUUUUUGCCAUGGCGUUGUCAGUUUAUUGUCGACUUAUGAGUUUGUCCCUUUGGUAUCGUUUGCCUCUCCUUUGCCAAACUUUCAAUGUUGAGUGUAGUUGUAUCAGAGACAUAAAACAAGAGGCUCUCAAGAGCCUGAAUCGCUCACCUGUAAUUUUUUGCUUAUGUCUUUCAUCAAUGAUUAUUUUUGCUUUUCAAUAUAUAUUAAUGAGUGGCUUAAAAAUGCCAUUUAAAUGUUCUUUGUAUCUGUCAUAUUUUCUUCAAAAUUAAAGAAAUGCAUUUUA
Messenger RNA from Mytilus californianus (California mussel), 1901 nucleotides. RefSeq lists its product as uncharacterized. Lineage: Eukaryota; Metazoa; Mollusca; Bivalvia; Mytilida; Mytilidae. Gene Ontology annotation, biological process: immune response; cellular response to lipopolysaccharide; negative regulation of T cell proliferation. The record is from RefSeq and is a predicted model, not a curated record. Gene Ontology annotation, cellular component: external side of plasma membrane. The transcript is spliced from 4 exons. The coding region runs from base 48 to 1127 and encodes 359 amino acids.